This is a messenger RNA of Saccharomyces eubayanus, 1389 nucleotides long. RefSeq names its product Mfb1p (gene MFB1). The coding region runs from base 1 to 1389 and encodes 462 amino acids. Gene Ontology annotation, molecular function: protein binding. The record is from RefSeq and is a predicted model, not a curated record. Lineage: Eukaryota; Fungi; Ascomycota; Saccharomycetes; Saccharomycetales; Saccharomycetaceae. The transcript has a single exon.
AUGUCAUCAUAUUCUUACCAUAUACUAACACCGCUGGAGGAGAAGUCUUUGACAAACUUACCGUUGAAUUUGUUAUUCCGAAUACUGUCACACCUGGACAUGAAUGAUUUGCAAAGCAUAGGGAAAACCUGCACUCUGUUACGGAUGCUGGCAAAUGAAAACAUUGUUUACAGAAAUGCUCUUAUUGGUUCAAACGGGAACAUGUGGUGGACCAAAAAUGUCCUUGUUGAUGUUUUUGAUAUUUUGAACUUUAACAGAAAGGCAAUGUUAACUUUGAAAAACCACAAUAUAUCUGUGGUUGGAUCAUUAAAGAAUGUGCAGCAAAAGUACAAAUUAGGCACUUUAGAUCAAGUAAAGAAAACAAUAGGUUAUAAACAAAGAGAAUCCAAAAAAGAAGGAAAUGCUUCUUUCAAAGAUUCAAAUCUAGACCUAAGCAAGUGCUCGGAGACACCAAGGGAGCAGGUCGUCCAUAUGGCCGUAAUACAAGGAAUGAAUCACUUUAUUGAACUGAAUGAUAAAGCAUUCCAGACGCAUUCAGCUGAUUCAGAUGAUACAUACAUAGAUGAAAACAAUGAUGAGAUACAUUCCCUUCAUGAGUUGGAAAAAAACACAACAUUUGAGGAGGAUUUGGCUAAAAAGCCAUGUUUCACCCCAUCCCCAACGUUUUCUAAUUAUUCCAGAAGCUCAACUAAUUCUGUCUUUUCAAGUUCGUCUCCUAAACUUCUAGAUGAUGAUUGGAAUAAUAUCGCGGCUGAUUUCUCAAAAUCACAAGAUCCAGACUACAAAGAGACAACCCCUACAUCUACCGAAUCGUCUGAUUCAAUUACGAGAUUGAGAAAAUCUAGUAAAGUUAAGGAUAAAGCCGAGUUGUUUGAAAAGUUAAUUUUUAGAGAUAGCAGGCCAUUAAAAGCAAAGAAAAAAGACAACCCAAGAAUGAAACUACCUAGUUCGUUAAGUGUUAAUGACGAAGACUUUAGAAAGAUCAUAAGCCCUCCUUCUGAAAUUUUACCUAAAGCCAGCCGAAGAAGCGUCUCGAGAGGCUACUUAGAAGAAAUUGAAAGACGCAGUCCCGAUCAAACCAAUGAAAUGCUAAAUUCUUUGGCAAUUAAAAGAAUAAACAGCAGGAAAGUAGCAGACUAUGAGCAACUCAUUAAAAGAGAAAAUAAUAUUAAUACUGAAAAAGGGGAGGAGAAUAAUGAUGAAAAUAAACUUCAGAGGAGUCAUACCUCCCCAGUAAUAGAACCACUAAAACCUCACCAAAGAAGCAAACUCAAGGCAGUUGUCACAAAUGGUAGUAAAAUAAGCUAUCGUAAAAUUGAUUUAGAUAACUCGAAUGCAAAUGACCAUGUAAUUAAGCAACUUCAUACUAAUACUAAUUCUAAUAUAUAA